Molecule: messenger RNA, 1170 nt
Organism: Suillus paluster
Lineage: Eukaryota; Fungi; Basidiomycota; Agaricomycetes; Boletales; Suillaceae
Exons: 5
Coding region: 1-1050 (349 amino acids)
Source: RefSeq, a predicted model, not a curated record
AUGAUUGAAACGCGUAAACAAGCAUCAACAACGCGGUCGAUGUGCUCCCGUCUACUCUAUCGUGGUUCACUGUCCCUACCAGACUCGUACCUGCUCCUCGAUGGCCUCACCUUCUCUGCAAAUCUCGAUAACAAGGACCUCCUCCACAAUCCCCUCGCACUUGCACUCGAAAGUAUGCGCGGUCGCCCCUCCCUCCGACUAAAAGGUACAGAAUUACUCAAGAACUUGUGCAUAGACAGUUCAGAUGACGUUUGUGUGGACAUCCAUCCAUCCGCUACCCUAUCUCGCGUCUACUUUGAAAACAUACUCUGCUUAUCACGUCUCUCUCCUGAGGGACGGACGGAGAUUGGUGUGCGUGUCGCCUUGGGAGAUACUGAUGGUCCCGCAACGACCGAAAUGCUUAUAUUCGGAGAGACUCUGCCUACCUCGACGACUCCAUCCCUAACCAUCCGUGUAGCACGUAUCAUCCCCGCUACCCGUGGCCCCCGCCCAGACGACCCCACACCCCGAAAACCGCCUCUUCACCUUUUCACCAGCAAACAAACCAUCGGAGAACUCGCGGCAAACACUAGGAUAAUGGUCGAUGCUGCGAAUGGAAAAGGAGAGGGUUCGGAAGUGGUGAGACGGGCGAAGGAAGUGAUGUUACAUUUACCGAAUUCGAAACCGCGAGGGCGGGGGAAGGACAGGGACAAGGAAACAGGUGGUAUAUUCAAAGUGCCCGCUCCUCCCGCAAAGAAAACCAGCCAUGCAGCGGAUGGAGACGUCUUCGGACCCGUAAGCGAUUAUAAAGGUAAAACCCGCGCAGUAGACGAGGAAAUCAGCGAUAUAGAGCAGGAGAAUAAAUAUAUCAUCAAGAAAUUCACCGUCAGACGCCUUGACGCAGUCGGCGUAUCGAAGGCGCAUCUGGAGUUUAAGGAUAUAUUUGGGUUCGUGUAUCGUGGUACGGCGUUCGCUCUCAGAGCCACGAUAAAGAAAUCACCUGUUAGUGCGCUAGCUUUGGACACCCUUGUGGAGGCACACAUUAAACUUUAUACCACAUCACCUACUUGAGAGGAAGGACAGCUGGACUCCCACUGUUGGAAGACUGUAGAUGGUAAAAUCAAGGACGAGCAUGGAAUUAGAUACCCGCAUAAAUCAAGAAGGAACGUCUUCCUUCUGUUGUGGUCUGAC